Molecule: messenger RNA, 3602 nt
Organism: Clupea harengus (Atlantic herring)
Lineage: Eukaryota; Metazoa; Chordata; Actinopteri; Clupeiformes; Clupeidae
Product: KIAA2013 ortholog
Source: RefSeq, a predicted model, not a curated record
AUCUGAAGUGUCAAGGCAUUUGAGUGUAGCAAAACACUGUGGCGGAUGGUGUAGCGUCAACUACUACUUUGGGGUGGACUCAAACGGUCAUCUCAGGCAAGCCCUCAUGUGUGCUACUGCUUUAUUUAAUAACACAUGAGGGACAUUGGUGUAUCUACAUUAAUUGCUAGACAGGGCUGUACAAACUAUCUGGCUUGUAUUUUCUAGCUAGCUGUUGAACAUAGACCUUUACGUUAACGUUACUUGUUUUGCUGUUGGUUAGCUAACACGGUUUUCGCCGAAUCACAGACUGUUUGCAUGUGCAGUGUAGAUAAACUGUUUAUAACUGUCAUGUAAAUGAGGAGAAUUGGUAGCUAUCCUGUCAACAGCAGCAAUUCAUCAGUUCCGGAGACAUAUGUAGCAUGCUAACCGGAAUGACUAGCUGUCGACGACAGGUCACGUUAUCUACUAACAAGGCACGCGAUUAGGAAGUUGGGUUUUACAAUCAGAAAACAUUAUUGCUUCGUCGAUGUUUUGAGUAUGCUGCCUGUUCUAAGCAUUUGAUCAGUCGCCCCACAUCCACUUUUAUCGUUGUCACUCCUUGUUUUGUCGAAGUAGGAUGUAGCAUAGGAAUUGGAUAGCAACCUUAAUAUAAGUUGCGUCACGUCUCCCCGUCAAGUUGUUGCUUCCAAUUUUAUGAAGCCAGCAGGUCAGUUAGCUCAGCUGACUCGCCACCCCUGCAGAUUUGACGUUAACGCAAACCAAUUUUCAUAAAUUGGGCUAGAUCUCGUUUGGAUCAACCAUUCAGUAUCUAAAGUGGAGGAUUAAAAACAUGUGGCUUCAGCAGAGACUGAAAGGUAUGCCCGGCCUGCUGUCAAGCAGCUGGGCACGGCGGGUCCUCCUCGGCCUGCUGCUCUUCCUCAUCUUCUACUGGUACCUCACCUCAGACGGAGUCCUGAAGUUUCUGAACAUGUCCAGGGACUCCGGCGGGGCAGCAGGCGCCUGUUUACAGACAGACAUCAACAGGUGGAAGGCGUCUGUUGAGCGGGGGGAGGGUGUGAUCCUGAGCCCCAACAGUGAGGAUGUGGCCCCAUUUGUUGUUGGCAAUGGGCAUUUCCUGGUGGACAUCGAAGCCAACAGACUGUGGGUGUCCCCCUCUGCCCAGCCAGGGUCGGCCCCUGUGCACCAAACAGACUUCGCUCCCAAUGUACGGCUGCAGUUGGCGGGUAAGAGACAGGAAGCUCGAGCCAUGAUGCUCUGGUUCCGAAAGGGGUCCGUUCUCUCGGUGCGCUGCAUCCAGCCAGGCCAGGCUCCAUCAUCAUCAUCAUCAUCAUCGUCCCGGGAGUGUGUGACCGUGCGCGAGGAAUACAUCGCCCACCGGAGCCGUCCCAACACCUACCUGCACCGCAUCCACAUCAGCAACCCCACAGACAGGGCCCUGACCAUGGAUGUGCUCACCGAGUCCCCGGGCUUCCGGAGCAGCCCCGAGGUGCUGGAGGACCGGGAGAUCUUGCUGUUCUCGGGCCGAGUCCUCACCGAGAAGAGCGGUGCCGUAGUGAUGAUGGUGGUGGCCAUGAAGAAGCUGGGCAGCCGCCUCCCGGUGAGCGCCAAGUCAGACUACACGGAGAACGUGGUGUCGGUGGUGCACACGUCCGAGCCCGUGGACCCGGCCAAGGCGGACGAGACGCUCGCCAAGCUGAAGGAGGCGGCCCGGAAGGAGAUGCUGGAGAUGCUGAGGGCCAACGUGGAGGAGCUGGUGCAGGACCACCAGCAGGCCUGGAUGGACCUCUUCAUAUCCGGGGUUGAGAUGAAGAAGAUCACGGACGCCCACACACCAUCGAGCCACACGGUCAACACCACGCUCUACUACAUCCUGUCCACGUCCACAGCGCCCCUGCUGGACCGGAAGGGGAGCGCAGAGGAGCGGAAGGACAUGGAGUCCAGCCUGAACUACGCCGACCACUGCUUCAGCGGCCACGCCACCAUGCACGCGGAGAACCUGUGGCCGGGCCGCGUCUCCAGCGUGGCGCAGAUCCUGCAGCUGCUCACGCUCUGGAACCUCACGCUGCAGAAGCGCGGCUGCAAGCUGCUGGUGGCGGCCGGCGUGCACGGCAUGAUGCAGGGCAUGGUGCUCAGCUUCGGGGGCCUGCAGUUCACCGAGAACCACCUGCAGUUCCAGGCCGACCCGGACGUGCUGCACAACAGCUACUCGCUGCGCGGCAUCCACUACAACCAGGACCUGAUCAGCCUGGCCGUGCUGCUGGACGCCGAGGGCAAGCCCUUCCUGCACCUGUCCGUCAAGCCGCAGGAGAAGCCCGUCAAGCUGUACGCCUGCGAGGCCGGCUGCAUGAACGAGCCCGUGGAGCUCACCUCGGAGGUCAAAGGGCACACGUUCCCGGUGCUGGUGACGCAGCCCAUCACGGCGCUGCUGUACAUCUCCACCGACCUGACGCACCUGCAGGACCUGCGCCACACGCUGCACGUGAAGACCAUCAUGGCCCACGAGGACCACAUGGCCAAGCAGUACCCGGGCCUGCCCUUCCUCUUCUGGUUCAGCGUGGCCUCCCUCAUCACGCUCUUCCACCUCUUCCUUUUCAAACUCAUCUACAACGAGUACUGCGGCCCUGGCGCCAAGCCCCUCUUCAGGAGCAAGGUGGUUAAGAUAACAACUGAAGAGACAGACCCAUAAGAUGCGACAUAAACAAACUCAGGUGCUGAUCAGGAUGGAUUUAGUACAUGAGCCGUCUCUGUCGCCGGUAGGGGGCGGUGAUGUGCGCGUUUGCACCCGCUUUCCCCUCAGAAGUUGGCUGAUGCGGCCGAGGCCGGGAGUGCAAUGAAAGCUGCAAUCUGAAGCUGUGUGGAACAGUGGCGGGACCCGAUAACCGGAAAUGAAGUAGCCUUGCAGAAGGCUAAUUUUACAUUAAAGCCAUGACUUUUUUUUUCAAAGGGUAGUGUAAGUCCACCCAUUCUAAUGAAGUUUGGUUGUUGUCAGGCUUUUUAUGAAUUAAUUAUUAUAGGCUAGUGAGUAUUGAUGACUUAAUCAAGCAGGGAGUGGCUUUGCACAGCGCACGAAUGAAAAAUAAAUCUCGAUAAAUAUACAAAUAUAUUAAAAUGCAUUCAUAUUACAGAUAACAUCGAAUUGUGUAUAUUACAUAGGCUAUAAAAUGAAGUCUUUCAUCGCAAUCUAAAAUUCAACAUGAGCAUUUGCCUUUUUAUAAAUUCGUCCAAGAUAACCCAUAAUGGCGAAACACACAGGCUUAUUACUCUACUAGUGUAACGAAAAGAUUUGAUUUGUCAUCAUUGCAUUGUUUUGGCUUUUAUGUUUUUUUGGGGGGGGGGCUUGAUAAGACUUAAUGUCAUAUUGAUUUAGUUUGUAAGUAAGAAAAAUAGCUGCCUGUAAAUUAUAUUAUUUAUGGCAAAUGCUUGUCGGGAUUUCAUCUACUCUGUAUUUUCUAGAGGUUUUGAAAACUGUCUUAAAAUGUAAGCUAAACCAAAUUUCGAUUCAAUGUUAGGAGGGAGAGGACAGAUGGUCUAGGGAAUUAUAUGUAUAUUAACACCAUUUUUUGGGGAGUAUGAUAUACUCUGCUCACCUUUCCUCGUGUUUAAUAAAAUGUGGAAACAUG